UGAAGUAAACUGAUAAAUAUCAGUAAACAACUUUCCAAAUUUUCCAAAACAUACUUCACUAUUUUGUAUAACGGAAAUCCUCAUUGCUUUUAAGAUAAAUUGAAAUUAAUCAUUAGCAGAUGAAUGUAAAAUAACAAACAAACUUUGCUUCAUUAAUUGCAUAUUUUUGAUGAAUUCUCUUUCAUCCAUCAAUCUCUUUUUUCUCAAAAUCAGGUUUUUAUUGAAAACAGAUGUCAAUCUAGUUCAGUGAGUGUUUGCAACGUGGUCACCUUUUAAAUUGUUUUCAAUUAAAAUCAGGCAAUAUGGAGCAUUUCUCAACUUCCUGUGAUUUGCAAUGAUAUAUAUUGAUUCCAAUAGGAUUGGAAGCUUCCUAGUAUGAUGCACUACCAUCUAACAUAAAAGCUAAGUACACACUAAACCAAAUCACUUGGAUUAUUGUCUAUAGAGUAACUAAAUAAAUAAAAUGCCAUUCACACCAAAAACUAGACAAACCUAAUAUCAGUAAUUACUGAAUGAUCAAUCAAAAUAAAUAUAUUGAUCCUACAGGCGGUCAGUUUAGGUCCGAGUAACCCUGAAGUAACAACUGCAACUGUGAAGCUCAAUUAAAUGUAAGGCAUCAUUUCCCUCGAGAUCGAAAGUACGACAUGCUGACCAGUGCCAUGUGGUACGAAAUUCACUUAUAAGGAAGUAUAUGUUAAUUGUAUUAUUCAUUUUAGGGUAUAUAAAGGAUGUUCAAAAUUUGUAUGAAAAGACCAUUUAAACCUUGUUACUUUUGAUUGGUGCAACAAAUAAUGCUAGACUUUCAGUGAAAUCCAUAUUUCGAUUAAUUAUACAUCUCAUCCACCAGUUUAGAAAAUUGUGUGCUUUAAACGAAAGUAAUCUUGAAGGCAAAAUGAAUAACUAGCUAAUAUCAGCUGGUAAACCACUGAAAACUAUGAAGCACUAGAGAAUUGUUUCAAUCUCAAUUUGUGAUUUCGUAUAAAGCCGUAACUGUACACUCCUAAAAACCUCUUUGAAAAACUCUUUUAAUUCAUUUAGAAAUACACUGAAGUGUAUCGAUAAUAUUUAUCAGCACAUAGAAUAUACAUACAAACAUUUAUAUUUUACAUCUAUUUGUUUAUAUGUCUAGUUGACGGUGAAUUCUAUCCCGCUUGUUGAUAUGUAUAUAUAUGUCAUUACUAUUAAGAAAGUAAACAAAACUGAAAUUACACUAACUAAUAUUAACGGUGGAAUUAGGCCAAUUCUUAAUUUAAUCAACCAACCAAUUAGUUAAAUAAUCAGCCUUUCAUUUAAUGACUUAGAAUAUAUUAAUCAAUACAUUGAUUAAUUAAUAUUAUUAUUCACAAUUCACCAUUGUUAACCAUAGUCCAUCUAUUCUAAUAUAAAGACGUUUACUGUUAUCAUUCAUCUUACCUACUGUGAUAUAUCGAGGUAUGGAGAUAUUAGUUCAACAGUUUCAUAAGAAGCAAACUGAGUACUAACAGUGGACAACAGUAAAUUGGAAGAGAGACUAGUUCAUAUAUCCAAAGUAUCCACCGUAAUAAACAAGAAUAUCAAGUGGCAGAAAAACGAAUAAAUAAUGAAUAAAUAAUGCAUCAGAUGACAACGAGAUUAACUCAAAUCAUAACACCAUAUGGUGUGGAAUAAUUUUAUAAACCUGAAUUAAAAGUAAACACAAACAUUUUGAGUUGUGGAGAAAAACACCUGAAAAUAUCUUGUGUACGUCCACUGUCAUCUUACACUACGAAUGCCCUAACAACAACAUGAUUCAAAGCACGGCAAAAUUAUAAUUGGGUAUGUACACGUUACAUUCAUUUUGAAUGGGUCCUUGUUUAGUUACAUUUUCACGCUAAUGUCGUCCUACAUUGAAUCGGGAAGAAACUUCCAAAAUAGGACGUGGUGCGAAAAUGAACUGGAUUGGAACCAGUAUUAUUGAUUAGUCAUAGACAGCUCAGAUUUUUUUAAUGGGGUGGGAAUGAACUAGUUGACUUUUGACCCAGCCUUAACUAGAUUGUCCUGACUAUCCCAAUGCCCAUUGUCAAUAACUCAGAAUAACCAUAGGGCAAUCUAAGACGUUUAAGAACAAUGGAUAGGAUAAGCGAUACUAAUAAUUCAAUGUAGUGAUUUUAGAAAAUAAACCAAUCAGAUUGACCCACUCAGAAUAAUAUUGGGAGAUAGAUGAACAAGGGAUACCGUCUACAAAUUAAAUACUCAAUCUGACAGGAAUAGACAUGUUCACUUUGUAUGUCUAUUUCAAUUUGUUUUUUAUCCAAUCGAAAUUUGGCUUCAUUUCAUCUAAGGUAUAAAUCGUAACCUACUUCUAUCCUGAGGCCUAUAAAAUCCCUGUCUUAAUUUCCAACGGAACUUAAUAAGUUAGUCAGUGUGUCCAUUUAUAAACAGCCCAGUGUGUCAGUACAUCAAUUCUGCUAUUGACCAGACUUUGUUAACCCUUGAGCGAGUGAAUUAAGCUUGACAGUAGCCAUUCAAUCGUUUUACUUACUGAAUUUUAACUCGAAAACAAAGUGGUCAUGCGUUUUCCCUGAAUACCCCCUUCAUCACAUGCCCAGCAUCAUAUAAGUUUCUAAAACGUUCAUAGAAUAAAUAUUUAUCUGAACCUUUCUGCCACCUUCACUGGUACAUCUUUAUUGGUUAAUUUCCUCAGUUGGAUUAUUAGCUUUGUAUUUUCGAAUUUCAGUCAGACUCACAAAUGCAUAAACAAUCAAAAUUGUUUAUGGAUUUCCCAAUCAAUAAUUCCUCCAUCUUUCUCGAGGAUACUUCUAAUAAUGCUUUAUAUGUACUUAAACAAUACUAUCAUUUCAUCUUUGACUUGGGAGAGUAGUUCCUUUGUUACGAAAACAUAAUAAGUAAUAGAUACACUCAUAUAAUCUGUUGGAAACGUUUACAUCGUUUUUUUCUACUUAACUAAGAAGAUAAUAAAGAUCACUGGCAAUGAAAAAAGUGGACGAUACUAGUGUCAUACAAUCAACUACUUUCAAUAAAUCUGAUUUCCCAGCUGAAAAUGUGAACUGUAAUCCUAAUCCAUCCUCGAGUUUAAAGAGAACCGCUUGUCAAGCUGGGUCUUCUGAAGAUAACGAUGAUCCAGAAUAUGCUCGGAAAGUAAUAGUUCUGGAACCUGAGGUGUCUAGUGUUCAACAGAAUAGUGAAAUAAAAUUGCCUGAAACAAUUCAGAACACUAUAUCUGGACCGACUGUCACAUCCACCUCUUCAAUCUUGAAUACAACAACUAAAGCUGUAGUAUCUAACACAAUCAGUUCAACUAAUAACAUCAAACCAAUUGGAACAAACUUACAAAAUAAUUAUGGAUCUUCUCCUAGUGUUUCUGUGCAUCAAUCAAGGCAGCAACAACAAACGUCAGAAAAGACAUCAGUGACUACUACACCUAGAACUAGUACACGUAGACUUCAUGUUUCGAAUAUUCCUUUUCGGUUUCGAGAAGCUGAUUUACGGUCUUUAUUAGGUCCUUUCGGUCCGAUAUUGGAUGUUGAAAUAAUUUUCAAUGAAAGGGGUUCUAAAGGUUUUGGGUUUGUUACAUUCAUGAAUGCAGCUGAUGCAGAGAAAGCACGCGAAAAUCUUAAUGGGCAUGUCGUAAUGGGUCGGAAAAUAGAGGGACAUGCCUAAUUACAAUCAUGUUCUUAUAUCUGGCAUGUUAACGUAAUAACACAUUCAUAUCACAAAAAAGUACUUUGCUAUGCACUUUAGGCCUGAAGGUGAUUUAUAUGAUCUUUGAGAUUUUGCAUGUUUGUAUGGAUAUGUAUGACUGACAACUGCAUUUCUGAAUGACUUGUCUUAUUUUAUGUAUUAGUUUAGGUAAUCAUUUGCUUAACACAAUAAUUCUGUGAAAAUCAUAAAAUGAUGUUCUCAUUAAACUGUUGAAAUUGUUCUCUCUUUCCACUCAUUUGGAUCGCAUGCUCUACAAUUUAAUAUAUUGCUUUAAUGGUUCUCAUGUUAUUCUUUCCUUGAAAUGGAAGACAAUGAAAUCUAUUAAUGAGAAAAAUUCGAUCUUUUGUCAGGAGUUCAGCAACUUAUGUAUUACAUAAUGACAUAAUCUAUAAUCACUUGAUAGUAAUUUGCUUGUUUCAUGGACACCUGACUUAAAUCUUGCUUGGAAGUUGAUUUCUUCAGCCGCAUCCUAGUAUGAAUCAUCCACAUACUGAUUCAAAGUAAAAAAAUUGUGUUGAAUAUACAAUAUAUAACGAACCUGUUCCCUUCUUCUCGCAUGUCUACUUGAUAACUGAGCAUAGUUUGGGAGGUUCCUUUUUAUUUUCACAUACUUUAAAUAUACUUUCUGUCUUUUUGGUGUGUUUUCCUAUUUGUUUCGGUUGUCUGCAUGGAAUGCUGCAUAGGCAUUGUAUGUGUUUCGCCUUGUCUAUCCGCCUUACCGUAAUCCCUUCCACAUACACUGAUAUUGACACAUUUAAUAUACUCUAAUCUUUCUGUUUCACUCACUACAUUACUGAUUAGUAAUAUAUUUUGCUUAUUCGCUUGCUCACUAAUCGUCAGUCUAAAACAAAUACUACAACUACUCAGCCUAUUCAUUCCUUGUCAUCAAUAAUUGAAAGAAUAUUCUGUUCAUUUGUCUUCACAUUUCUUUUUUUGUCUGCCUAUGUGUAUCCUGUAAGAAGCACAUUCUACUUGAGUGCACUUAAUGUGUCUGGCUUGAUAAUAUUCAUAUAUGCCCAUACUUAUUCAUUCUUAUAUCGCAAAUAUAAGUAAUCUUUUGUUCAGUUAUCUGGUUUUAUUUCUAUUGUAUGCAUUUGAACAACUUAAUGUUUCGGCAGUUUUAACCGAUGAAGAGUUUUGUUUUAUAUAUGGAAUCUAUAGUGGGUAAAUCAUGCAACUACACGAGUUCUUACAAAGAAGCGUACUGAUAAUGCAAUCUCAGCUGGAGGAAAUAAAGCUUCUAACUUUAACAACCAAAAUAUUGGAUUGGAUAAUUACACUAGUACUUUGGCUUCCAGACCACGGAUUACUGGGACAUCUGUAGGAACUAGUAAUAGUGUUGUUGCUGCAGCAAUUUCAGCUGCUGCUGCUGUAGCUGCAAUGUCAGGUUCAGGAAUUGUCAAUAAUCAUACUUUAAAUGGACUAUGUCAUUUACCAAGUUUGCAUUCUAGUAAUUUAUCCGGAAACAAUUUAAUUUUGAAUCAGAAUAAGUCAUCAUUAUCACCGUUAACAUCAUCUACAAUAUCUACAGUAACAUCGACAUCUAUUCCAUCGUUGUCGUCAUCAGUCUCAUCAUCAUCAUCUGCAGCUCUAGUUAAUCUUCUUAAAGCUCAACAUCAACAACAGAAUUUAGCGGCAGCUGCUACAGCGGUUGCUUUACAACAACACAAUCAAUUGAAUGGUACUAACAGUCAAAAUACUCAAGCUUUACUUGCUGCUCUUAUGCUUCAAAAUCUCAAUACUCCCAAUCAACUUAUCAAACAAUCUUUAAGUAGCCUUUCGUUUCCAUUAGAGAAUGCCGUUUCCAAUCUCCCAAUUCAAACACAGCCACAACAGUCACAGACAACCAUGUUCAACAGUGGUAAUAGUAAUAAUAGUAACAAUAAUGUUAAUUAUGCUACUAAUAAUAUUGGUACCAACAGUCCUGGUCUAAAUCCGCUUACCUUACUCGGAAUAAAUAAUCCAAGCAUGAAUCAAUCAAAUAUUGGCUCUGAUCUAUUAUUAAAUCCUCAACAUAUUCGAUCAUAUCAAAUGCUGAAACAAACACUUGGGAAUGUAAACCCAAUUAUUCCAAAUAACCUUUCUCUUGCUACUGCUCCAUUCUUAGCUUCAAAUCUAAAUUUUCCCACACCACAAAUUGCUUUACCGCUAAUAAAUCAUUCUAAUAAUGGACAAAAUUUAAAUCUUUUCACAUCAUCACCAUCAUCGUUAUCAUCAUCAACACCAACAUCUAUUGGAUCAGCGAUACAAUUGGGAACAAAUUUAGAUUUAAAUUCAAAUGAAACUAAAUUGUGGUUAGCUUCAUUGAUUGGUAAUAGUAAUAGUUGUAUACAAUCAGAUUUAGGCAUAGCUAAUAAUAAUUUAACGAAUCAAAUUUAUCAAAUGUAUAAAUCUAAUGCAAAUUUAAAUGAUACUACUAAUACUACUACUACUACUAAUAAUAGUAAUACAUUAUUGAAAGUUAAUUCUUUGCCAAAGACACAAUUGAAUAUCAAUGAAAAUAAAACUAGUUCAUCAAAUACAUUGACAGAUACUACAAAUACUGGUAUUUCACAAAUUCAUGAUAAUCGAAAUAAAAAUAACGAACAUACUUUAACGUAAGUGAAUAUGAAUUUUAACUUUUUUUUCAUUUUGUCUAUCAAUAUCUAUCGAGCACUAGUUGGAAAACCCAGUAAUUUAUUCGAUUGAUAUUACAGUGACUUCUUGUUUGCGGGACAUAGAUUGGAUUAAAUCAUGCUAAAUGCACGCUUGCGUUGGCGCACGCUGAUUGGAUAAGAAUUAACCAAUCAGUGUUAGUCAAUACUUAGUGAAGAUUCUAGAAAUCUCAUGUGAAAAAACUAUAAAUAUACCAACGUUUUUCCCUAUUGGGCUUCUCAUUUCCAUCUAACCUAGUUAUUUGGAAUACAAUCUCUUUCCUGUGCAACCGUGUUCUGAUUUGUGGACUUGUGGAGUGAACUGGUGUCCGAGAAUACUAGCCAUAGGAAUAGCUGGGUCAUACCGUAAGAAAGAGAUUGUAACACUUCUUGUUAAUCUUGAAACUGUAGUCAACCAAAUACAAUUUUGUAUUAGCCAAAAAAGUCAUUUAUUGGAAUCAUGGUCAUAUAAAUAGUGUGAUAGUUCUGUGUGUUGAGUUUUAAGAUUAUUUGAAUGGAUACGGUACAGUAGUAAUUCCAGUUUAGUAUACCAGUUAUUUAUCUCUUUCUAAUUCUCCACAGUUGUUUUACAUACAUUGACUUGUAUAAGAGAUCACAUUUGUUUGUUUCAUACUUUUUAAUAUGAGAUUAGAUUUUUUCAAAGAUAGUGAACCCAGAAAAGUUAGUCUACUUGAUCUGAAUAUUUUUUGUAGGUUUUAAAAAGGUUGUUUUAAGUUAUUUGAGUUUUCUUUAUUCAGUGUCUUCUGUAUGAUUGAAUGGAUUUAUUAGGUAUAAUUUCUAAUGGUUUAUCUAGAGGUUGAAGGCUAUAGGUUUCUGAUCAUAGAUACCUUUAAAGUAUUACUCGCGAAUAGUGAAAUAAUCGAAUAUGCAAUGUUUGAGGCUAAGCGCAGGGUACUGGGUAAAUAUGAUAAAUCGUUUGAUGAGGUUGUAAAUAUCCACUGAGGUGUUUAGAAAAUGUGUCGCGUAUCCUCAACCACCUCCUACCAAAACAAGCGAUGUUAGUUGGUGUAGAAGUAGGUCAUAAUGUAAUUCAGUGUGUUCAAACCAAACACAUGACAUCAGUUCAUAAAAUCAGCUGUUGUUGGUCUGAGCCAUGCUGGUAGAUAAAGACUACUUGAUUGAGAUUCACACGAUAAUCACGAUCAAUAGUUGAAAACGUUGUAGGCGCUGACUCAGUCGAUCACAGUAACAUGCAUACAUCAACUCUUUAUUUUCUUCUGAAUCUUUAGCUCCCGACUAUUGCUGCUUUCUUGAUGUGGCGGUCGGGCUUCCCUAUCGUGAUGAACCAGUCGGGAUAUACUAACUGGAACAAUCGUUCCUCAUGGUCUUACCAUGCCAGACAGGUCGGUUGAAGAGCGGUAAGACUAGAAGCAGCGAACACAAUGUCCGAGGGCGAAGUCGCACUGCUGACUCUAUGGAGCUGUGACGGCACUAAGAUAUUUCCCUCAGACAACCAGCAUAAUAGCGAUGCUGUCUUGCCACAAAGGAGGGGUGAGGUUAGAAAAGGUUGACCCUAAAAAUGCACACCUCACCUUAUUCCACUGAAAUCCGUCUCUGGCGCUAAGGUCCCAAUAAGAACGGUGCUAACACGAAAACUUCACAAAAAGGUUAUCUGUAACCGACCUCAAGUAGUUGUCCCUUGAACACUGCGGUCACACACUCAGGUCAACUAGUUUAGCUCCAGCCCAAUUUCCUUUUCAGGUACCCCCAGAAGAACCCUUCCACGAAGUGGGCAACCGAGAAGUGAUAACCACCCUCAUACCUCCAACAGCGCUCAAGAUCACUGUAUUCAUAAUCAAUCUCCUUCUCCAAUUCCUAUUAUUCCUCCUACGUCAACUUCCAAUUCUAAACUUCCUCUUUGAACUUCGUCCUCAUGUGUUAUCAUGACCGACGAUCAUACUACGGGAAACACUGUUCCCAGGUCUAUUGAAACCUCGCUCGAAGCUACACAUUGGAGUCUUCAACGUACACACCUUAUGCCAAAUCGGCCAACAGGCCUCCUUGGCUAAAACCCUAGAAUCUCGUACCAUUGAUGUAUAGUGUGUCUCCAAAACACGCAUACAGGAUCCUAGUGUGGUCUUUCACUUGACCUCACGUCGGCAAAACGGAGAGCCGACGAGAUGCACCCUCCGUUUAUCUGGCGUCCCGAUGGCUAGUUCUCGUGGACUGGCAGGUGUAGGCAUAGCACUAAGUACGCGGGCACAACAAGCACUAUUAGAAUGGAUCUCCGUUAACAGUCGCCUAUGUGCUGUUCGGCUAAAUGGCUUCGUAAGAGCUCAGAAGGAUAGGGACACACGUUGCCCUUCCGUCGUUUCUGCCUACGCUCCCACUGACUGCAGCCCAGAUGAAGUGAAAGUUGACUUUUACAGAAAGCUUUCUGAACUUCUUCAUAAAGAUAAACACACAGACAUAGUACUCGUAGCAGGUGACUUUAAUGCCCAAACAGAAAGGCAUUUAGGUUGGUAUUUUAGUAUCGCGACUCAGAUAAUAGUGAUUGUCUGCUACAGCUGUGCUCAGACAAUUGUUUAUUUCUAACAAGCACUAAUAUUAAGCAUAAGGAGACAUUGUCUAACAUGGCGACCCCCUGCGUCAAACCACUGAUGUACUCGAAUAGACCAUAUUACUAUCAGUCAUCGUUAGAGAAGCUUGCCUGAUAGAAGACUAUCACUCGUUCUAAAGUACGUGUUUAGACUAAUCAUGCUUCUAAUAGUAGCACGCAUUUGAUUGUGCCUCACUGGACGCAGAAAAGCCACAUUGAGAACACCGAUUGGAGUUGAAUUAGGUGAUGGGAAAGCCAAAAGUAGAUACCAGGAACAACUGAAGUCACAGUUGGACCAUUUUGAAAACGAGGCUGAUCCAGAUUUUGCCUGGAAUGAUAUGCGGACAGUUGUGUAAAUUGCAACGAUAUCUAUUGCACUGAUAUAUUUUCGUAAACUUAUCCCAUCAGACUCCAAACACGAUGAAGAGCGGAAAAAAGUCAAAUCUAGGUUAACCAAAAGUUUACGGAACGAUCGCGAGCAGUGGUGAGUAACGAAGGCGAAAGAGCAGAGACUGUAGGUCAGUCAGUCAGUCAGCUACAACGUAGGACCAGGCACAUAUAUAUGCAUCGCUACAAGUUGUCAUACCUCACUAGCACAACAAGAUGAACACCGGAUUCAUAGAAGUGGUCAAUUCAGUGGUGGUGAUAUAUGAAAGAAAGAUUGCAUGUAAGGAUAUAGUACAGGAAGAAAGAAUUAGUUCGUAGAAAGAAAGGUAUGAAGCAAUUUUAAUCUCUUAGUUUAAGGGAAGAUAGAGAGUGUAUACACCGACG
Messenger RNA from Schistosoma haematobium, 9645 nucleotides. RefSeq names its product RNA binding protein, fox-1, variant 3. The transcript has 11 exons. The record is from RefSeq and is a predicted model, not a curated record. Gene Ontology annotation, molecular function: mRNA binding. Lineage: Eukaryota; Metazoa; Platyhelminthes; Trematoda; Strigeidida; Schistosomatidae. Gene Ontology annotation, biological process: regulation of alternative mRNA splicing, via spliceosome; nervous system development. The coding region runs from base 5062 to 6282 and encodes 406 amino acids. Gene Ontology annotation, cellular component: cytoplasm; nucleus.